Molecule: messenger RNA, 3376 nt
Organism: Scophthalmus maximus (turbot)
Lineage: Eukaryota; Metazoa; Chordata; Actinopteri; Pleuronectiformes; Scophthalmidae
Product: metalloproteinase inhibitor 4-like
Exons: 5
Coding region: 337-1011 (224 amino acids)
Biological process (GO): negative regulation of endopeptidase activity; negative regulation of membrane protein ectodomain proteolysis
Cellular component (GO): extracellular matrix
Molecular function (GO): protease binding; metalloendopeptidase inhibitor activity
Source: RefSeq, a predicted model, not a curated record
GAGAGAGACGAGAGAGAGAGAGAGAGAGAGAGAGAGAGAGAGAGAGACAAGAGAGCGCAGUAGCCUUCCCUUCAAGUUAUUUUCUCCAGCUUGAAUUCAGAGGUAUAUUUUUUAAUUCGUGAAAACAUUUCUAUCUACAGCUGCCUUUCAGCUCAGCAGAGGUCAUCUUACUACUUCAACUCUACUGUCUCAUCGGACCCCCUCCCUCCCUCCCUCCGUCCCUCGCUGACUGCUGGCCCGAUUUGCUGAUUUGCCUCCCGGGGAUCUUCCCGGGAUCAGAAGAGGUUGCCGAGCGUCCAUCGAACGGUGGAGUGGUCAGAGGCAGCCCGAGUCGUCAUGGCCAUGUCCCAGGAGCAGAGUGUGUGUCUGGGGCUCUGGAUGCUCCUCCUGCUUGGUGCAGGCAUGAAGGAAUCAGUGGAAGGAUGUAGCUGCAACCCAGCACACCCACAGCAGUUGUUCUGCAGCGCUGAGAUCGUGAUAAGGGCAAAGAUCUCCGGAGAGAAGAUCGUUUCACCUAGCAACAGCUCCUCGCCAUACAUGAAGAUGAUCCAGUAUGAAAUCAAAAUGAUCAAGAUGUUCAAAGGUUUCGACAAGGCCAAGGAUAUCCAGUAUGUGUACACUCCGGUCUUCUCCUCACUGUGUGGAGUCAAACUGGACUCCAACAAUAAAGCAGGGUAUCUUCUCUCAGGGAGUAUGUGGAGUGAUGGGAGGAUUUCUAUUGGCCAAUGUGACCUGGUGGAGUCGUGGGACAACUUAUCACUGUCGCAGAAGAAGAAUCUCAACUACAGAUACCAGAUGGGCUGUGAAUGCAGAAUCAACACCUGUUACACAGUGCUGUGUGCGUCUACAGGAGAAAACGAGUGCUUGUGGACUGACUGGCUGCUGGAUAACAGCCUUAAUGGGGAGCAGGCUCGGCAGUACGCCUGCAUCCGCCGCUCCGACACAACCUGUAGCUGGUACAGGGGCGGACCGCCACCUGAGAAAGACUUCCUGGACAUGACCGACCCUUGACCUUGUAAUUUGACUCCUGCAACGCCUUUCGUGCUUCGGCUUCCGUGGCUCAAAUUUGGCAAUUUCACUGUAAAAAAAAAAUUGGCUGAUUUUUACAUUCAAGGAAGCUUAACUCACCGCUGGGCUUCCGUUAGCAGAGUUCAAGUGGAUUCUACAGCAAUGCUAGGAAAAGUCUUUUUAUGUGCAGGGGCUUUCAGCAGCCCACUGAGUCAUUUUUUUGCUCUCACACAUUCCACUUCACUUGAUAUUCUUUUAUAUAUAUCAGCAGACCAUCCACUGAAACCCAGAGUGAAUCUGCUUUGUAUCAUCUCUGUAGACAAUGCAUAACCUUUACAGAGGAAAAAAAAUGAGAACCUCAUAUUUUUGUAUCCAUAACUUAUAGGAAUAAGUUAUGUAGUAAUUUCAUCAUCAUCGUCUUCAACCGCUUAUCCGGGGUCGGAUGUAGUAAUUUAGACUAUACAUUAACUGGAAGAAGUUUCAGGAAGUUGGACAAUUACUAGUAGUACAAAAAAAAAAAAGAUGCCAACGUCUGCCACAGCCCUGCAUUGUAAAGUGUACUUUACAUAAUCAAAAAAAAAUUUGCAGGUAGCCAGCAGCACUGCCACCUUUUCUCUUCACAUCCUGGUGUUGAAUUUUUACCUUUAUAUAUAAUGGAAUAAGUGUCCCAUGCAAAUGAAAAUGCACUGCCCAUACUCAACACAUAGCAACACCAGACAUUUCCCCCCAAUUAUAUUAUAAUAAUUAUAUUUUGACAUAAUUCUUGUCCAUCUAAAUCGUAAAAAAGUGUUAACUCUCAAAUUUCUGAGACUGUAAAUAAUGUACUUCAGCGACAAUUAACGUUUUAAAGGCUAACCGGAUCUUGUCUUAUAGAGUAUAGAGGUUUUUAUCUCGUGGUUUUGUGUGUUUAGUUUCCUUGGUUAAACUCUCUACUAUUUCCUGUGCCAAAAAAUCUAAUCCAACGCUUAAACAACAGCACUGCCACCUGUAGAAGCCAAGCCCCCUCUCUUUAGAGAAACUGAUGUAACAGGACACGGUUCAAUUCACCGCACUUAACUCCUUCAGAGCGGGAAGGGGGAGUUCUCCUCAAGGUUCAAGUUCAAGAACACAUUGUCAACACUUUGGCACAAAGACAUUAACCAACAAAAAAAGAGAGAAAUAACUCGCAAUGAAUGAGCUAUAGUUGAUGAUUGAUGACAGGGAUGCAAACAACUCGCUUUUCAGCAGGGGAGGCUGAGAACCUUCUUGACGACAGUGGUACUUCUGUCACAUGAGAGAGCUGCAUUCAUCAAAACAAGUCCACUCAGCUGUCAGGACCUGUUGCGAGGAGCUCACAUUACAUCGCGUGGUUGUUUAUACGAGUCUCGUUGGACUGCGCCUGACACAGCAGCAAACACAACGCUCUCUCUCCGCACUGAUGAUAUGGAAAAUUAGGGAUCAAGAGCCAUUUGUUUGACGUCAGUAACGUUACCUUCUUCCCGACAAUUACAACACAAGUUGAGCUCCUUCCCAUUAGUCCUUGAUUGCUCUGUUUUUUCUUUGUUUGCAAAAAUUAUAUUGGCAAGGCUAAAAGGGCCGUAGCCUCGACUUAAUCAAACAAUGCUCUGGGAUUUGUGAGAAAUUCACGAGACAAACGGUGAAGACAUUUAGCUGAAAGGGACCAAUGUUACUCAUGAUGUAGUUGAACUGAACGCUCGUUACCGAAGCCUGAUUAUGUCACUUGAAAAGCAGGCAAAUGUCAAGCACCCUGAAAAGGACACGAGCUGAACUGGAAUCACCUUGCGACAGUUUUUCUGUUAGUAGUUGUGGUUAAAUGUCAUGUCUGUCUUUUAAUUGAUCAAACAGCAGUUGCAACAGCUGUAAAGAGCAAAAAACGAAUUCAUUUUUACCUGCUGCCCCGGUCUCCCCCGCCUCCACGUCGCCCUGUCACCUUUUUUCUCCCCUGAUGAGUUUGCAUCCCUGGAUUUAAGUGUUAUCUUCAUUGGCCUUCUUUAAUAUAAAGACUCCAUUACCGAAAUCUGAAUUGACCCCUGUCUUGUUUCUGGAUUACUUCAGUGAAGUCAUACAGAUUGAAAUGCAUUAUCGCUUAUUAUGUUAACGCAUUAGCCACUAUGUAAAGAUCAUUACAUAUUCAACAAUAAAAUAGUUUACUAUAGCAAUAAUAUUUCCGAAAGACUUCAUGACCGAUAUGAUCGUAAUGCAUCAUAACUGUAUGGCUUUAGUAAAGUGCUAUCAAACUAUUUCAUGUUUGUUUUAUAAUGAACAAAUUGUUUUGGCUUGUAUUUAUGUCUCUGUUUCUGUCUAAAUAGAGUUUUAUAUUUCCAUGUACCAAAAAAGAUUGUAUAUAAAAUGUCUCGAUGGUAUUUCA